Messenger RNA from Carcharodon carcharias (great white shark), 1480 nucleotides. RefSeq names its product RAS, dexamethasone-induced 1 (gene rasd1). The record is from RefSeq and is a predicted model, not a curated record. Bases 128 to 922 code for a protein of 264 amino acids. Gene Ontology annotation, molecular function: GTPase activity; GTP binding. The transcript is spliced from 2 exons. Lineage: Eukaryota; Metazoa; Chordata; Chondrichthyes; Lamniformes; Lamnidae.
UACUUGAUCUGCCUUGAGGAACUUUGCCAUAGACUCUUCCACCCCUUCGGGAUUUUCUCCCCGUCCGCCCUGAAACUCGGCUUUUUUUUCUCUCUCUCUCUUUCUCUCUCUCUCUCUCUCUCGGGUUAUGAUGAAGAUGUCGCCCUGCGAGGCUGAGCUAAACAUUCCCGCUAAGAACUGCUACCGGAUGGUUAUCCUGGGCUCGUCCAAAGUGGGCAAAAGCGCCAUCGUGUCGCGCUUCCUGAGCGGCAAGUUCGAAGAUCAGUACACGCCGACCAUCGAAGAUUUCCACCGCAAAUUCUACAGCAUCCGAGGCGACGUUUACCAGCUUGAUAUCCUGGACACGUCGGGGAACCAUCCCUUCCCGGCUAUGAGGCGCCUCUCCAUCCUCACAGGCGAUGUCUUCAUCCUGGUUUUCAGUCUGGACAACCAAGACUCCUUCGAGGAGGUCCACCGGCUCAAGCAGCAGAUCGUGGAGACCAAGUCCUGCCUGAAGAAUAAAACCAAGGAAAACAUCGAUGUCCCCAUUGUCAUCUGCGGCAACAAGAGUGACCGGGACUUUUACCGCGAGGUGCCGAGGGAGAAGAUCCAGCAGCUCCUGGAUGGCGACUCCAAGUGCGCUUACUUCGAGAUCUCAGCCAAAAGGAACGCCAACGUGGACGAGAUGUUCCAAGCCCUGUUCACCAUGGCCAAGCUCCCGAGCGAGAUGAGUCCGGACCUCCAUAGGAAGGUCUCGGUGCAAUACUGUGACAUCCUGCACCGGAAAACCUUCCGGAGCAGGAAGAUCAAAGACGAGGACGCCUACGGCAUCGUCGCACCCUUCGCCAGGAGACCGAGUGUGCACAGCGACCUGAUGUACAUCAAGGAGAAGGCGAUCGGCGGCGGCCAGGCCAGGGACAAGGACAGGUGUGUGAUCAGCUAAAAGUCGCGUCGCCUUCACUUUUUUUUUACUUGAAAGAAGACGAUUUGAUGGAUCCGGAGGAAAACAAAAGGGAGAGAGGAUUUGGGAGAACAGGUGGUCCCGCCCGUUUCUUCGCAGCGUGAACCUGGGAAAGAAAGAGUGAGGAAGUUUCCUAAGACUGGCGAAGUCUUUGGGUUUUCUGCAGAGGGCAGUGCUCCUAUAUCCCGGUUAGGAGGCAUUGUCUCUCUAACUGCUGGCCACACUGGGUCAGGUCCAGCAAGGACUGAAAAUAAACCAUGAACACACACACAUACACACACAACAAAUUGAGAGGCUAUUUUGACGCGUCUCUUAAGGAAUAUUCAUUUUGUCGUAUUGACUGUGAAAUAUUUGUACUUGAUUCUUUUUUAUUUAAAGUCAAUAUAAUGUAGUCUCGAUGUGUACAAAUUUCUACAUGUAGUGCAAUGAGCAUCAAAAUAAAUUGUUUACAGUUGCCAACAAUUUGUUGCAUUUUGGCAGUAAAGUUGUACUUGAACAAUGAACAAAGUCUUAAUUUUUUAAUAAAUGUUUUGAGAUGAA